UAGUGCGCUUGUCCAUGACAUCCCUUGCUGGCAGACACUAGAACUGAAGAACACAUUCGCUCAGCUCUGUCAGUGUGUAGUGACUUGUACAGCUUUUGUUGGCUCUAGGAUGAUAUGCAAUCGAUGGGAUUGUGCGGUCUGGUAGGGUAGUGCGGAUGUCUAGCCGGUGCUCCAGCGCACGUUGAAAGGCCUGACCGAGGGGGCUGCACCCAGAGGCGAAGCUAGGUUGAGGUAUCAUGGUGUACUGAAACCCGGCUGCUUGCACCAGAGCCGCCGAGCGUACGAGGGCAAGACCAACAUAGGCACCGAAAAGACUCCCCAAAAGGCCAAAACCUCACGGCCGGCUGCCAAGCGAAUCCACGGGUUUGGAACAGCCAUAACCCCGUGCCGCACUGCGGGACAUCAGAAUAUAACCCCACCAGUCAGCGACCAAAUCCUGGGGCGCCACGACGUGCUUGACAGGGCGGCACAUGGGCAUCGGCACUUCUGCUCCAACGCGGCCGCAUCUCCUUUCCCGAUGUGAGUCAUCCAUUCCGCCGCCGUCUGCGCGUUGCCGGCUGCCCUUGCCUUGCCCCUCUCCCACCCCGCGCCGAUCCCGUCUCCCCGCGCCGAAAACCCCCCACCGAAUCGAGCGAAAAUGCCCCGUCACGCUCACCACGAGCCGGCCCCGCCCGCCUGCUGCUGCGGCUGCGGCUGCGCCGCGCCGUGCUAUUACCCCGCUCCCGCGCCGCCCCCGCCCAGCUCCGCCGCGUCCGACCACCUCCUCCACGCCAUCGCGGCCCACCUCCUCCUUAGCUCCCCCGCGCCCACGCCGCCCCCUCAGCCGCAGCCCCAGCCGCCGCCUGCGGCUCCCGCCGCGCACCACGCGCAUCCCUACCCCUACUACUCCCACCACUACGAGUACCAGCAGCAGCAGGCCAAACCCCACGCCUACACCCACCCACCGCCGCCGCCGCAGCUCAACCCGUCUGGGGACCACGGCCACCUCCUGCUCCACUCGCUCCUGCACCGCGUGGCCGCGCUCGAGUCCGCCCUGCCCCGCCCCAUCCCCACCCCUCCUCCGGCGCGGCGGCCGCCCCAUCCAAACCCUCGCCCGCGCCGCGCGGCCCGCUACCAGGAGGAGGAGGAAGAGGAAUCCCCACCCUCGCCUCCGCCGCCGCGGUCGCGGAGCGCGCGCGUGGGGCCCCCCUCCGCGGCGAGGGAGCUCGCGGCUCAGACGAUCCAGGCGCACUUCCGCCGCUUCCUGGCGCGGCGCUCCCGGACGCUGCGCCAGCUCAAGGAGCUCGCCGUGCUCCGGUCCAAUGCCGCGGCGAUCCGGGGUUCUCUCUCUGACCGCCGCGGGGGCGCCGACCCCGCCGCCGUCUCCGAGGUCGCCAUGGGCCUCCUCCACCGGCUCGACGCGAUCGAGGGAGGGGACCCGAUGAUCCGUGAGGGGAAGCGCGCGGUGAGCCGGGACCUCACCCGAAUCUUGGACUUUGUUGACAAGGUGCUAGUCAAAGAGCAUGAGCAAAUGGCGAUGGGUGAUGCAUUGGACACUGAUGAGUACAAUGGUGGUUGCAAUGCUGCCUUCGCGGCAGAUCGCCGGGCUGUGAACAAGAAGAAGGUGAGUUUCUUUGGUAAUGGCCAGGUUCACGAGCUUAACGGAGAGACAGAGAACGGAAAUGAGGCAGAUGAGGGCUCCGAAAGCUCGAGUUCUGCUGAAUCUGAUGAGGUGAAGGGUCUGCAUAGGAAGAGGAGUGUCAAUGGUAAGCCUGGGCUUGCGGCACCGAUGCCCGUGCACAUGAAGUCGAGGAAAGUUGCUGGGGAAAGGAGAUAACUUGUGAUUUGCAUCUUGUAAUGCCUGUCACGUCAGCUUAGAAUCCUGUGGUUUGUUCUACAUUUCCGCUGUUAUUUUCCACUGAUGUUUCAUGAGGAAAAAUUGAACUUCUCAGAUGGUAGAGUUUGCACAGCUGUUAUCUUUAGAACCAAGGAUGUUGUGUGCUCAAAUUAACCUCUCUUAAAUUGCAGUUGUUGUUCCAUUGUACUAUUA
Molecule: messenger RNA, 2029 nt
Organism: Phragmites australis (common reed)
Lineage: Eukaryota; Viridiplantae; Streptophyta; Magnoliopsida; Poales; Poaceae
Exons: 4
Coding region: 638-1816 (392 amino acids)
Biological process (GO): protein folding
Cellular component (GO): plasmodesma
Molecular function (GO): protein-folding chaperone binding
Source: RefSeq, a predicted model, not a curated record